Molecule: messenger RNA, 2961 nt
Organism: Anopheles maculipalpis
Lineage: Eukaryota; Metazoa; Arthropoda; Insecta; Diptera; Culicidae
Product: homeotic protein female sterile-like
Exons: 8
Coding region: 162-2909 (915 amino acids)
Biological process (GO): regulation of transcription by RNA polymerase II
Cellular component (GO): nucleus
Molecular function (GO): protein binding
Source: RefSeq, a predicted model, not a curated record
AAAGAAAACAACAAACGGCGUCCGUGUCCGCUCUGCUGUCCUGUCAAACAAGCGCACUCGCACUCGUUAAGUCAACUCUGGGGGGGCACACGGGUUCUCGAUCCCUUUAAAGUGGAAGUAAUGCGAACGUUUCGCACAGAAACAGCACCGACACCGGCAUCAUGGACCAGCAAUACUGUUUGCGCUGGAACAAUCAUCAGUCUAAUUUAACCACCGUGCUCACCACGCUGCUGCAAGAUGAGAAACUGUGCGACGUCACGCUGGCCUGCGAUAAAGGAAUCGUUAAAGCACAUCAAGCCAUUCUGUCCGCGUGCAGUCCCUACUUCGAGCAGAUAUUCGUCGAGAACAAGCAUCCGCAUCCGAUCAUCUACCUGCGGGAUGUGGAGGUGAACGAGAUGCGCGCCCUGCUCGACUUCAUGUACCAGGGCGAGGUGAACGUGGGCCAGCACAAUUUGCAAAACUUUCUCAAGACGGCCGAAAGUCUCAAGGUACGAGGACUGACCGAAAGUAGCGCGGACCGGUAUUCGGCCGAUGCGGACAAGCUCCGUUCGGAGCGGAUCCGGGACUCACGGGAUGAGCGCGAUUCCCUAACGCUACCGAACGCGUCCAACAACAACAAUAACACAAUUAGCAGUAAUAACAACAACUCCCUGCAUCAUGGGCCGCUGCGCGACAAGGAGCUCACCGAGCACGACCAGCUCGAGCGCCUACAGCACCAGCAGCAGCAACAGCAACAGCAGCAACAGCAAACGCAACACCAGCAACAGCAGCAACAGCAGCACCAGCAACAACAGCAACAGUCGUCGCACCAAUCGCAACAUCAGCAACCGUCGCAUCAAACGCACCACCAUCAUCACCCGCACGUUGUCGGUACCGGUGGUCCGGUACAGCAACAACCCUCCCGGAGUGCGAGCAUCGAUCUGAUGCAGUCCUCGCUGGUCGACGAUCGCGACUACCUCCCCGCCGAGGAUCGCGAAAUCAGCACGGUAGAGAAUAAGAAGAAGCGUAAAAUGUCCACCACCUGUGAUAACUCUUCGCCCUCGACGCCCUCCCUGAUGAACGAACGGCAAGGAGGUUACGAAUCACAGGCCUCGUCGCACAGUAGUUUCAAGCAAAGUCCCAAACCGGACGACGAGUUUAAGGUGAGCUCACCGGCACCGGUGGUACAUCCGCUGGCGGGCCAUCCGCUGGGCGGCAUCAAGCAGGAGCUGCCCGAGUUACCAGUACGCCAUCCGCUGUCCUCCGACCUGAUGCAGCCCCUCAAGUUGCCGCUGUAUGCUGACGAGAUGUCUGCGAGCAUCGGACUAGAACCGCACGCGCACCUCAACCACCUGCGCCAUAAAUCGAAACAUCCUAUACCAAUCAAUCUGAAUGCGGACGAUAUGAACAACAUCCUAGCGCCCGGCAAUAUUGCGUCGCUCAACGAGAGCGGUGACAGUGACGUACACCUGUCACAUCCGGAUCAUCCAGACAAUAUUGAUGGUGACCGUAUGUUGCGUCUAGCGAUGGCGUCACGUCACCACCAUCAACGUGCCGGUUUGCAUCAUCACGAUCUUGCUUCAGGAGUGGUUGUGAAUGCCGUUUUGGCAGCGGGAGGAGGUGGAGGAGGAGGAGGAGGAGGCGGCUGCGUUAAUGGAAGCCGUGCAGGAGGCGGUACAGGAGGUGGAAGUAGCGAUGGUGCAGAGUAUGAAAGUGCAGGCAGAGGGGGAGGUGCAGGUGGAGCAGGGUCAGGUUUAGGGAGUAGGGCAGGUGGUUCAGUUAUAGGGUCAGACAAGCAGCAGAACCGCAGCAAUCACCACCGCUCCGAUUCGGCGGACUGUACCGGGGGUGGUAGUGGAGGAGGAGCAGGACUCGGAUGUGACGGUGCUGCUGCUGCUGCUGCUGCUGCCGCCAGUAUGCUUGGCUUCAGUGCCGUCCCACUGCCGCUCGGCGGUAGCCUCGUUGAGUCGCUGGUCGAACAUCACCGGCUGGCCGCGGGCCUCGGUGCAGGUGGUGGAGGAGUAACAGGAGGUACCAAUGGUGGUGGUGGUGGUGGAGGAGGAGGAGGAGGCAUCGCGAACGGGGCUCAGUACGUUGGGGGGCAUCACCUGUCGCAUCAUCACAGCACCAAUACCAACACCGCCACCACCACCGGUCAUCACCAGCACCACCCACCGCACGCUUCACACCAUCAUCCUCUGCAGCAUCACAAUCACGCUGCGAGCAGUGCCUUUAACAGUGCCAGUGAUGCUGCACGCACGGGAGUGGCGGUGGCGGCAGCAGCUGCAGCAGCAGCGGCGGCGGCGGCAGCUCUCAGCGUUAGUGGCCAGCCCGAUGGUAGUAAUCGAGGCGGCAGUAAACCCUCUGCCACGUCCACGACCCCACCGACACCGGCGUCCCUGUCGUCGUCCUCAUCGUCCUCAUCCUCGGCGUCGUCGUCGGCGGUUUCCCUGAGCGGGGGUAAUGGCGGCACUGGUGGCAGCGGUGCACCACCCGGCAGCUUCCUCGUAGCAGGCGAUCCCUCCGACGGUCAGAUGAACCUAGGAACGGGCGUAGGCGGUGCAGGCGGUAGCGUCGGUGCUGCCGGUGGUGGUGGUGGUGGCUCUCUACGCAGUAGUGGCGGUGCGUCCGGGGGAGGAGCAUCUGCCGGCGGUGGUGGUGGAUCGAGUACGACGCGGCGCGAUCACAACAUCGACUACUCCUCACUGUUCAUACAGCUAACCGGCACCUUCCCGACGCUGUACAGCUGCGUCAGCUGUCACAAGACCGUCUCGAACCGCUGGCACCACGCCAACAUACACCGGCCCCAGAGCCACGAGUGUCCGGUUUGCGGACAGAAGUUCACCCGGCGCGACAAUAUGAAGGCACACUGCAAGGUGAAGCAUCCGGAGCUGAGGGACCGCUUCUACAACCACAUCGUACACAUGUGAUUAAGCGCCGCCCGAAACAAGCAGCGGCUGAAAUAUAAGAAGAACCUGUUCG